This is a messenger RNA of Notothenia coriiceps (black rockcod), 845 nucleotides long. RefSeq lists its product as uncharacterized. The record is from RefSeq and is a predicted model, not a curated record. Lineage: Eukaryota; Metazoa; Chordata; Actinopteri; Perciformes; Nototheniidae. The transcript has 4 exons. The coding region runs from base 156 to 845 and encodes 229 amino acids.
CGUCCGAUAGUGUAAGUGCAGUCGGAUUCUCAAAGCACUGCAGUCUCUUUUCCUAAAUCCUUUUCAAUUCUCAUAUCCACUGUUCCUUAACCCCGUGACGUUUCACACAGAGAUCAAGGAAUAGUAGAUAGGACCAUUCAACUGCAACCCCAGUCAUGCCAACUAGAAAAGGCUGUGUCCUGAAAUGUGAGGGGAAAUGUCGAUUGUUUGCCUUACCGAAGGCAGAACCACGAAGAAGUCAGUGGUUGAAAUUUAUUUUUAACAAUGUUCCUUCAACGGUUCGAAAUACUGUACUGUGUGCCCGGCAUUUCUCGGACGACAGCUUCACAAACCUUGCACAGGUUGAAGCCAGAUAUGCAAUGCGUCUAGUACUGAAGGGCGAUGCUGUUCCUACUUUGUCUGGACCAGCGGGUGGUUUGGUUACACAACCUGUCAGCCAAUUUCAAAAGUUACCUAGAAGGAGGGAUGCUGCUUGUCAGACCGACAUUCUACACAAACGUACAGUUCGCACACAGUUGUCUUUGCGUACCUUUAGUAAUCCAUAUCGAAGUACUGCUGUCCAGACUAUAGAUUCCAGCAACUUUGAUGUAUGGACAUCAAAUGUUCUCGAGGCAGCGCCCUCUUUUAUAUCCACCCCUACAGAGAAACCAUCAAAGAGACGUCGUGUGGACCCUGAGGAAGAAGAAGAGGAAGAAGAAGAGGAGGAUGGCAGCUUCUCCGUGGUGGCUUCAGACGGGCUGGAUGAUACCUAUGACCCAACGGAGUCUGUCACAAAUGAUACAGAAAAAACAGACAUAUUUGGUAAAGAACACAUUGUCCCUAUAACCAUCAAGACCAUUACAUAG